Messenger RNA from Gaeumannomyces tritici R3-111a-1, 726 nucleotides. RefSeq lists its product as hypothetical. The record is from RefSeq and is a predicted model, not a curated record. Lineage: Eukaryota; Fungi; Ascomycota; Sordariomycetes; Magnaporthales; Magnaporthaceae. Bases 1 to 726 code for a protein of 241 amino acids. The transcript has a single exon.
AUGUCGAUCUUGCCCGAUACCCUCAAAAACCUCUAUAGCCCUCCCAAAGGCGGCCUUCCCGCAGACGCAUACGAGCGCGACGAAUUUUGGCGCAAUUGGGGAUUCACCAUUUACCGGACGGCCUAUGGCGGCGGCGGUGACGGCGGCAAACAGUCGGACCAGCACUGGCAGACGCUGCUGGCCAAAAUCCGCGAGCAAGCCGAGGACGAGACGAGGAUGCACGCGGGCGAGCGCCCGGGCGCGGCCGCCGCCGCCGCAGAGGCCGAGCGGGCGGCCGAACGGCUGCGUGCGCUGUUCCGGCUCGACGCUCACUCGGACGCCGCCCUGCUCGACGGCGCGAGCGACGACCGCCUGCGCGAGUUAUACAGGGCGGGGGAGCCCCUGGGCGAGGACGGCAAGCCGCCGGUCAUGCACGACGGCGUGCCGAAGCGCCGCCACUUCCUGGUCGCCGACGCGCAGGUGCUCGAGGACGCCGGCAACGGCAGGUUCUGGGCCAGGUGUAUCCAGGCCGAUUACGAGCCCGAAGACUACAUCUCACGCCACCCGCGCUGGUAUAUCGGGCAGUACUAUUUCGGCUGGAUGCAGAUGACCACCAGGAGCAUCCUGGAGCUGUGGAGCGACCUCGAAACGCGGGACCUGGAGCAGAUUGCGCCCAAGUCCAGCGAUCCCGAGCGCAAAGACGCCGUCUUGUACGAUGGGCAGUUGACUGGCAGCGGCUGGCACUAA